AUGCUUCCUGACCCCAUCAACCUCAAGCAAUGGGUGGAGGAGAACAAGCACCUUCUCCAGCCUCCCGUCAACAACUACUGUCUUCACCGAGGGGGGUCGACGGUGAUGAUUGUCGGUGGACCCAACGCCCGCACCGAUUACCACAUCAAUCAGACUCCCGAGUACUUCCACCAGCUUAAGGGGUCAAUGUGUCUCAAGGUGGUUGAUGACGGUAAGUUCCGUGACAUCAUUAUCAACGAAGGCGACUCGUUUUUGCUUCCUGGCAAUACUCCCCAUAAUCCGGUGAGAUUUGCCGAUACUGUGGGGUUGGUGGUGGAGCAGGAUCGUCCGGAGGGGGUCAACGAUCGUAUCCGGUGGUACUGUCGUAACUGCCAAGAGGUGAUCCACGAAAAGGAGUUCUAUUGCAGUGACUUAGGCACUCAGGUGAAGGACGCGAUCUUGGCGUUUGACGGCGACGACGAUGCUCGUACCUGUGGCAAAUGUGGCACCUACAACUACAGCCGGCCUCAGGACGAUUAG
This is a messenger RNA of Diutina rugosa, 519 nucleotides long. RefSeq names its product 3-hydroxyanthranilate 3,4-dioxygenase. Gene Ontology annotation, molecular function: iron ion binding; 3-hydroxyanthranilate 3,4-dioxygenase activity. NCBI's taxonomy places the organism in Eukaryota, Fungi, Ascomycota, Pichiomycetes, Serinales, Debaryomycetaceae. The record is from RefSeq and is a predicted model, not a curated record. Gene Ontology annotation, biological process: 'de novo' NAD+ biosynthetic process from L-tryptophan; quinolinate metabolic process. The coding region runs from base 1 to 519 and encodes 172 amino acids. Gene Ontology annotation, cellular component: cytoplasm. The transcript has a single exon.